This is a messenger RNA of Platichthys flesus (European flounder), 2214 nucleotides long. RefSeq names its product myosin heavy chain, striated muscle-like. Gene Ontology annotation, molecular function: protein binding. The transcript is spliced from 22 exons. Lineage: Eukaryota; Metazoa; Chordata; Actinopteri; Pleuronectiformes; Pleuronectidae. The record is from RefSeq and is a predicted model, not a curated record. The coding region runs from base 1 to 2076 and encodes 691 amino acids.
AUGAAGUCUGCGGUUUUGUUUCUGCUCCUCUGUUUGUCUCCUUUCGUCCCUCGGGGGCUGUCGGGGGUGUCUGUCCCGCAGGAGGACGACCUCAGGCCGGGGGGCGACGGGCCCCCGGGGGGCGAGGGGCCCCCAGAGCUCCCUGACCUCUGGGACGAGCUGUGGGGGCUGAGGGAGCUGGUCCUGAGCCUGAAGGCGGAGGAGGUGGAGCGGCGCCAGGCCCUGCGCGGCAUGGAGAGCCGGCUGCGGGACCGAGAGGUGGAGGCUGAGCAGCAGAGACGAGGCCUGGACGGACUUCAGGAGACGGUAGACCAUCAGCAGGAGGAGCUGAUCUCAGAUCUGAGGAGGAGGGUUGAGGAGACGGAAGAGCAGAGCAAAGAUCUUGCCGCCCAAAUGUGGACGCUUGUGUCCGGCCUGAACGCCAGCGAGAGCUCGGUGGAGCAGCUGAAGAAGAAGAGCGCAGCCAUGGCGUCCGAGCUGCCGUUCCUGCAGACGAGGCUGAGGGCCAGUGAACGCACCGUGGAGCAGCUGAGGAGGAAGAACGCAGUCCUGGCUGCCAGACUGUGCAGCACAGAGAGUGUGAUGGAGGAGCUGAGGAGGCAGAUCUCAGGUUUUCCAGCCUCCAACAGUUCCGAGACUCGACUCGUUGGCCUGGCGGAGCUGAACUCCACCUCUCAAGUGAUCCAUCCUGCAGAUUAUUCAUUCACUCAUUUGUUCAUAUUCAUGAAACGAGCGUCUCUUCUCUCAGCGACCAGGAGCUCAUCAGCUCUGGAAGAAAACCUGGAGUCUGUGACCAGUCGACUUCUGCAGCUGGAGAGAAACGACAAAGCUCGUGCCGUUGAAGUCUCUGAUGUGAAGUCCAGGCUGACGGAGACUCCGGCUGCAGGACCGGCUGACUGGGGGGAGGCACUGCAGCUCAGACUGAGCUCUGCUGAGAUCCACAUCCAGCAGCUGCAGACCCAGGGAGCCGAAGAAACCUCCAAACGGAUGAACCUACAGAGAAGCCUGGAGGAUCUCCUGGAGAACCUGAACACUGACGUGAUGAACCGACUGAGCGUCAGUGAGAAGCAGCUGCAGGAGAUGAAGACACUAAACACUGUUCAGAGCGUUCAUCUUUCGUCACUCGAGUCCAGACUGACGGGUCACGACCACAACGCCACAGACGUGAUGAACAGACUGAGCGUCAGUGAGAAGCAGCUGCAGGAGAUGAAGACACUGAACACUGAGCUGGAGGUCCGACUGAGAGAUGGAGUGAAGCAGCUGCAGGAGCUGAAGACACAAACCACAGGUGUGGAGGUCCGACUGAGAGAUGAGGAGAAGCAGCUGGAGGAUCUGAGGUCACAACAAGCAGGUGUGGAGGUCCGACUGAGGGACGGAGACCAGCAGCUGCAGGAUCUGAGGACAGGAAACACAGUUCAGAGCGUUCAUCUUUCGUCACUCGAGUCCAGACUGACGGGUCACGACCACAACGCCACAGACGUGAUGAACAGACUGAGUGUCAGUGAGAAGCAGCUGCAGGAGAUGAAGACACUAAACACUGAGCUGGAGGUCCGACUGAGAGAUGGAGAGAAGCAGCUGCAGGAGCUGAAGACAAAAACCACAGGUGUGGAGGUCCGACUGAGAGAUGAGGAGAAGCAGCUUCAGGAGAUGAAGACACAAACCUCAGGUGAGCUGAAGGUGGCGUUCUCCGCUGGUCUGACUGACUCAGGACCAGUUGGACCAUUUGAUGAAGAGAUGACGCUGAUCUUCUCCAAAACAAUCAGCAACAUCGGCCGAGGCUAUAACCAGAGCACAGGUGUGUUCACGGCUCCGGUCAGAGGUGUGUACUUCUUCAGCUUCACGACUGCAGAUUACCUGAAGGGCUACAUGGGUCUCUACCUGUACAGGAACAACCAGCCAAUCCUCUUCCACCUGGACCUGAACGACCACGGCGGCUACACCUCCACCUCCAGCGGCGUGGUGCUGCAGCUGGAGGAGGCCGACCGGGUCCGCCUCAGUCUGCCGGCGAGCUACCGCCUGUACGACGACUCCCGCAACUUCAGCGUCUUCUCUGGCUUCCUGCUGUUCUCACUCUGAGGGAUCAGUGGUGACCUGCAGACUCAUGGUGCUCCCCAGCUCCUGAUUGGUCCUCCAAGGCCCCGCCUCCACACCCUGACAACCCUUCUGCUGACUGAAGGGGGAGGAGCUAACGCCAAGGGGGCAGGUCUUCGUCUG